Molecule: messenger RNA, 1528 nt
Organism: Adelges cooleyi (spruce gall adelgid)
Lineage: Eukaryota; Metazoa; Arthropoda; Insecta; Hemiptera; Adelgidae
Exons: 2
Coding region: 32-1513 (493 amino acids)
Source: RefSeq, a predicted model, not a curated record
AGUAAGCAAAAUACUACCUAACACUUUGCAGAUGGCGUGCAAUGCGACUCAGGAUGGGCAAAUGUUGGCGAUCAUUGUUUGCUAUACAGCACUGUUAACUUCAGUGUUUGCCGCAAACACUUUGAGUGUUCUGCUGUAUAGGAAUAAUUUUGAAUACGAAUAUAAAAAUCUACUGAAGAUCGAUACCGGCUAUUCAAACGACCCUGCACCCCAAGAAAUAACGGAGUACAACGCAAAUUUGGUUUACAACACCCGCCAGCGUCGGUAUAACGAAUUGGAAUGCACUUAUCUGAUCAGCAGCUUAUGGCACAUGCGUCUCGUCCAGUCGAUGUUAGCAAGUUCCAUGGAACUAAAAACUGUGAUUGAAGUACUAACGUCGUACGGUCCGACCGCUCAGAAACAGGUGGCCACGUUAGUAGACCUGGACGUCUAUGGAAUGAAAAAAGUGUGGCAGCUUUAUUUGUACACUCAGUUGCUAGGCUUGUACUCGAAUAGCGUUUGCUGUUCCGACGCUUUGGACCCGGCCGAAGGCAAGAACAGACUGACGAAAAUACACGAAACCCAUUUGAAAGCAAUAAAAUGGUACGUGGGUUGGUUCUGUCAGUCGAACAACGAAUUCGAACUAAGACUGCCGUUCAAAAAUCAUAAUUUCAAUAAGCCGGCACAGACGUCAGACUCCCACGAGGACGCAUUAAUAGCGCGCGUCAAGAUCAAUAUCAGCAUGAUCGACGAUCUGAUGGACUGCAACGAGAAAACAGCAUCGGUGCCGUCCAAGAGCAUCGAAUUUUUGUCACUGCAAAGUUUGUAUUUCAACGAUUUCGGACGGACAACGCGUGUGGAUUACAUUGUGACCGCGUACAAUGUUCAGAUCGAUUUGAAAGAUUUCCCCGAGACGUUGGCGAGUGCCUUGGGCAAAUCGCGUUGCUUGCACUGGUCCUGCGACAAUCUCAAGAGUUUAACCGAAUACCAUACCAUGUGCCUGGAUUUCGUCAAAGCCGUGUGGCUGCGGCUCACGUUGAAACACAUUUUGUACUUGAACGACCUGAAACACACGAGAAUGCGAUACAUCAAAGAGUGGUCGAAUAUGUUGUUGGAUUUCCUAACGUUCUUUGAAUUGUUAGAAGACGAAAUGUUCGCAUACCUGUUGGUGUUCUUCGCCAACGACCCGAUGGUCGUGAACGACGAAUUUCUCAACGAACGAAUACGCAAUGAAAUACUAUCGGAUCUUACCGAUUUGUCGACCUCGCUCGGUUGCGAGGCCGACGGUCCGAUGGUACUCGACGGCAACGAGUUCAUAACCACUUGUCACGGCUGUGAUUCUUCAGACGACAUGUCUAACCUCGGGCCCCAGAACUCGAUACAGACUAAUAGUAUCGGAUGCGCCAAAAGUUACAUUGCACAAAUGAAAAAAGCGUUUGAAAAUGUCGAUUUUAAAGUCAUCCGCAAAAUAGCGUUGUCGUAUGACAAACCAAGCCCUCGACGUUUUAGACGGCGUAUGAGAUUUUUACGGUAGAUCUAAUGUGUUGUU